AAUGGCUCCAGCUCUGGUUUAUUGUUUUACAAAGCAUUACCAAUGCACUAUUGAAAGCUGGGAAUCUUCAAGACAUGGUUUUUGGGAAAGGUGGUUGAAUCUUGUGAAGAUAGGAGCACGGUUGUUUCAUAGUAGUGAAGCAGUGUUUUCCUACUGUGACAACUUGCCUUCCAGUUGUUUUUCCAUAGCAGGGGUGUCUGGGCUGGAGUCACAGGAAUGGAAAGUCCUCUUGUGCAAGAGCUGUGAGCUCCCACGGGCAAAACCAGGAUCUGCCUGUUUUGCACGCACGUCUGCUCAGCCGGGCUGGGGCUUCUUUAUCAUCAAGGAUUAAGGGCAGUUAUUGGGACAAGCCAGAGAUCAGAUGUGAGGUGGCAGAGCCCAGCUGAAACUUUGUCCCGAAAAGUGCCAUCACCCUAGUCCUGCGAGUCUGGAGGCGCGGCCCCGCUCCCCGGGCGAGGGGAGGGCUCGGAGCUGYCGCUCCGCCCCGGCCGGGCGGGACCGCUAUUGGCGGGACAAGAGGGGACAGGACGGCACCAGGAGCCAGCAGCAGCGGCAGCGACACGAUGGGGCUGGAGCUGUACCUGGACCUGCUCUCGCARCCCUGCCGGGCGCUCUACAUCUUCGCCCGGAGCAACAACAUCCCGUUCGAGUUCAAGCGGGUGGAGCUGCGCAAGGGGCAGCACAAGACAGAGGAGUUCCGGAAGGUGAAUGUCCUGAUGAAAGUGCCUGCACUAAAGGAUGGUUCUUUYACCUUAGCAGAGAGCAUUGCAAUCCUCCUGUACAUGGUCAACAAAUUCAAGACUCCUGAUCACUGGUAUCCAUCUGACCUGCAAAAAAGGGCUAGGGUUGAUGAGUACCUGUCCUGGCAGCAUGCCAACAUCCGUGCAAAGGGGAGCAAGYUGUUCCUAAGCAAGGUGCUGCUGCCUCUCCUCACAGGCCAGCCACUUCCUCCAGAGAAACUGGAGUUUGCUACUGAGGAGCUGAAUGUUGCCCUGAAGCAAUUUGAGGAAAAGUUCUUGCAGGACAAGCCCUUCAUCGCAGGCAGCGAGAUCUCCCUGGCAGACAUUGUAGCAGUGGUGGAGCUCAUGCAGCCUGUGUGUGCUGGCUACGACCUGUUUGAGGAGAGGCCAAAGUUAACGGAGUGGCGCAGGCGGGUGGAAGAAGCUGUGGGGAAGCAGAUCUUCCAGGAAGCCCACGAAGAGAUCAUGAACAUUAAGAACUUGACUGCUGAUCAGUUUGCACCUGAGCUGAUGGAGAAUUUCAAGCAGCAGCUCCUAAAGCAGGUCAGCCAGAAUUAGAGGAUUAUGCUCUAAUAAAAUGGA
Malurus melanocephalus (red-backed fairy wren) is the source of this 1322-nucleotide messenger RNA. It is a transcript of the gene GSTT2B, whose product is annotated as glutathione S-transferase theta 2B. The coding region runs from base 564 to 1298 and encodes 244 amino acids. Gene Ontology annotation, molecular function: glutathione transferase activity. Gene Ontology annotation, cellular component: cytoplasm. The transcript has 5 exons. The record is from RefSeq and is a predicted model, not a curated record. Gene Ontology annotation, biological process: glutathione metabolic process. Lineage: Eukaryota; Metazoa; Chordata; Aves; Passeriformes; Maluridae.